Prunus mume (Japanese apricot) is the source of this 1554-nucleotide messenger RNA. RefSeq names its product embryo defective 1923. The record is from RefSeq and is a predicted model, not a curated record. Lineage: Eukaryota; Viridiplantae; Streptophyta; Magnoliopsida; Rosales; Rosaceae.
AUGCUAAACUCAAUUACAAUAUCAUGGAUUGAAAAAAUAAGCUAGGAAAUCAAUUGGGUUAUAAAGUAUUUUCUAGUUGCAAAUCACAAUCCAAUGUUCUAAUUCGAAUGAAAAUAAAUAAAUAAAUUUAUAAUUCAAGCGCUUGCACAAGGUCUUUGUGGGCUGGACCUAAUAGUAUGAAAUUGCUGUCAAGUUUGGGCUCAUAGUACAAAAAGUUCAAACCUUUACCUUGGAAGAACAAAAGUCCAAACCUUCAAAACAAUAUCCAAUUUCUGCUACUCAAUCGCUGUCGCUGAUACUGAUAAUGGCUGCAAAACCUCUCUAACCCCAAGCCAUGGCGACUUCCAUUCCCGCCCUCUCCUCUCCAAGCCCCUCUAUUCUCAGACUCAAAAUUACUUCAUUUUCUCCUCUCAUCAUUCGACCGCAUAAACAAACCAUUCAAUUUCGCUCUUCAACCAAAGUUCAAUUUUUGAACCCUAUACAACCUCAUAAUUUCCCUGGGUCUUCCGGGAAAGCAGUUGGGUUUUUGUUUGAAAGAAGGUUAAGGGUUCGUGUGAGUGCAAAAAGUGAUGGCGUUGAUGAAGCUGAGGAAGCUCCUGUGAGGUGGCCUUGGUUUGUAGCAUUGGUCUUCCUUAUUUAUGCAUGGAGAGCUGUCUUGCUGGAAUUAGCUAACUGGAGAAAGGCUGCACUGGCUGUUGUCCGUUUUGUGGGAUACCUCUUGAAACUUAUCUUGGCCCUAAUCUUCCAUUUCCUUGGUGAUCCCAUUACUUUCAUAAUCAGAUUCAUAGAAACAACAAUCUAUGCCCUUCGCUCUUUCUACUCUGGCAUAGUGGCAUAUGCUCCAAUUCCAGAAUUGACAACGGUUAUCAUGCUGGCAUCAACUGUCCUUGCUAUCGCAGAAGCUGUUGUUCCAAACUCUAUAAACUGUCAACCUUUUCUUCUCACAGCAUCUGGUGUAGUAGGCUAUGCAGCUGUGACAGGUUACAUCUCAGAGCCUUUCUUCUGGACGAUUCUAGUGGGGUUGUAUGGUUACUCACGAUUUGUUAAAAAGAGGGAUGAUGUUACAUCUGCAUUGCCCGCAGCAGCUGUGCUGGCUGCUGUAGGAGAACCAUAUAUUAGAGUUUUGGUGAUCUCAUCAUAUCUCUCCUUAGCCAUUUUGCACCACUCAAAGAAGCUUUCGGAAAGAAAGGAAGAAAUUGUAGUGACUAAUAGGAAGCUUCCAAUGCCCUUGCUUGGCGUAGCCUUAGCCAUUGGAAUUCGUCUUGCUGCUAAGUGGGCUGGGUACCGGCAUUUGACAUGGAUGAUAGUAUGAGUGUUAAGAAUACCAUUAUUUGCCUAUUGGACUGCAAGGGAAGUAACCUUGUGUCUUGUGUGAGAUGUCUCCAGUUUGCGGUGACAGAAUUAUACCCCUUGUUUUUGUCAACUGAAUUCAGUGAUCUCUCUGUAAUUUAGAUUGCAGUAGUGAUCUUGUUUUGUGUUUCCCAUUUUUGUCUUCCAUGUUUCAUAUCAGCUUGACUAGAAUUCAAUGAUUGUACAACUUCAGAAAUUUCAAAG